Aspergillus ochraceoroseus IBT 24754 is the source of this 439-nucleotide messenger RNA. RefSeq lists its product as uncharacterized. Bases 154 to 399 code for a protein of 81 amino acids. The transcript has a single exon. Lineage: Eukaryota; Fungi; Ascomycota; Eurotiomycetes; Eurotiales; Aspergillaceae. The record is from RefSeq and is a predicted model, not a curated record.
UGGAAACUAUUCAGUAAUACGCCGCCUCCGCAAAGACUUGACCCCUGAUUAUGCAUGGAUUUGUUCCCAGACUCGAUGUAGCCAUCCCGAUAUUAUAAAGACAAUUACAUUCUUCUGCACUGACUUUUCGAUCUCCCUACAGCAUUCAAGGAUAUGGUUGUCAAAGCCUGCGACUGGUGUUUUCGAAGCAAGAAAAGUGUUCCUUUACCCCGAGCGCCCAGGUCAUGUUCCAGCUGCCAUCAUCUCAAUCUUAUCUGCACUACAUUGCGAAGGGAGAAAAGUAUGGGCAGGAGACAUCAUUUCCAACCGGAAAAAGACGGGUUUGGGAUGUGCAGCCUUUAUCCAGGGCCCAGUAGACAUAUAACAGGACGACAAGCCUCUCCCCAACCAAAGUACUAGCCCAAUCUCACCAGAGGACGAACGCCAGCACUAGGCGUCA